AGUCUCAGUUUCAGUUUGGAAUCCAUCACAUUCGUACACGGGGCUGUCAUCCGGUCGUAGUUUGAGUUCCAGCUCCAGCAAAAUGUUCUCCGAUCCGCCACAAGAGGCAAAGGCCACCCAGACGGAGGCACAGCCAGACCCCUUGCCCGUCUGCACCCCGCUCUUGAUGGUGGACGAGGACGGGCGCAAAAGGUACUGCUACCACGGCGGCAAGUGCAAGUGCAACCAGUGCGCAAAAAUCCGGGCGGAGCAGAACCAGAAGUUGGACCAAGAAUUGCUCUCCUACCUCCCACCUUCGCGUUUUAAGCUUGAGGUUCCGAUCCGGUACGCCAAGCCGAAGCAGUACCGCCUUGAGGCGCGACGAGCUGUACCGGAGCUGGCCAAGGAGCUACGCGAGGAUCACGAACGGCUGAGAGAGAUGUACCCCACAUACUACCUGCCGGACAGAUACUUCAGCAAAAACGCCUUCAAGGUACCUGGGCCGCAGCACAAGGACACCCAGACAGAUAUCCCGAUUGGUCGCUACGGAAUCGAUGGAUGUCCUUGUGCGAAUAAGAAUCUCUGUUACGAUCUUUAGUCUUGGCGCCAUAGUUGGGUAGAAUAAACGAAUGCCGUGUUUGAAAAGA
This is a messenger RNA of Drosophila bipectinata, 626 nucleotides long. RefSeq lists its product as uncharacterized. The record is from RefSeq and is a predicted model, not a curated record. NCBI's taxonomy places the organism in Eukaryota, Metazoa, Arthropoda, Insecta, Diptera, Drosophilidae.